Molecule: messenger RNA, 3627 nt
Organism: Aphanomyces invadans
Lineage: Eukaryota; Oomycota; Saprolegniomycetes; Saprolegniales; Verrucalvaceae
Exons: 7
Coding region: 66-3566 (1166 amino acids)
Biological process (GO): DNA-templated transcription
Cellular component (GO): nucleus; RNA polymerase I complex
Molecular function (GO): DNA-directed RNA polymerase activity; DNA binding; ribonucleoside binding
Source: RefSeq, a predicted model, not a curated record
UUUUGAUUGGGUGGCGGGCUGGCCAUUCGCCGCCACGGCUUAUUGCACGGAUCUCCCGCGACUCCAUGGCUCCAUCGUCGUCGACGAAGAAGGCGAGGUUUGGAACAUCGUGGCCCGCGACGAACCCCACGAGUGCUCCAGCAUCAUGUCCGCCCAAGACGAACGCCAAGUUGCAAAAACUAGUCGCGCCACAUGUCGAUUCGUUCAACUUCAUGCUGUCGGAAGGGCUCGACCAUGCCGUGGCGAGCAUCUUGCCGCUCACGAUUGACGUCGGCCACAGCAACAAGAUGACGAUUUGGAUCGACAGUGUGCAAAUUGGGUACCCUACGUCGGAUGCGACCCACGGCGGCCACGCGAAAACGCUGUUGCCCACUGAAUGCCGCCAGCGUGGCAUUUCGUACACGGCGCCGUUGAUUGUGACGCUGGCGCGGUCCUUCGUCGGCGGAUCCACGACAGAGCACCUCCAACGCACCGUGGGGCACAUCCCAAUCAUGGUGCGGUCUCAGCGAUGCCACUUGGCCAACUUGUCGCCGGCAGAACUCGUCCAAGCUCACGAAGAAGCCAACGAGAUGGGUGGUUACUUCAUCUGUAACGGGAACGAACGGUGCGUGCGUCUGCUGCAAAUGCCCCGCCGCCACCACAUCAUGGCCGUGCGCCGUGGCGCAUUUUCGAAACGCGGCGACUUGUAUUCGGAGCUCGGGGUUACCAUGCGCUGCGUUCGCCGCGACCAGAGCGCUGUCACGUUGACGCUGCACUACCUCCUGGACGGGAACGCAAUGGUUCGACUCGGUGUGCGCAAGCAAGAGUUCAUGGUCCCUGCGGGGCUUCUCCUCAAGGCGAUGUACCCCUUGACGGAUCGCGAAAUAUACGACCGAGUCGUCCGCGGCGACGUCGACAAUACGUACCUCGCUGCUCGCAUGGAGCUCAUUCUGCGCGAGUCCAAGCGAUUUGCAGUGUACUCGCGCGACGAAGCGCUCGCGUAUUUGGGCAAGCAUUUCCGCCACGUGUUGCCGUAUUUGUCGGCCGACAUGACGAACGUCCAAGUCGGGAAUCGAUUUCUCGACGAGUACGUGUUUGUGCACAUUCAGCAAGGCGAAAAAGGCCGUGCUCAAAAGGUCGAGUUGCUGUGCUUGAUGCUUCGCAAACUGUACGCGUUUGCAAAAGGCGACGUCCGCGAAGACAACCCGGACUCUCUUAUGAACCACGAACUCCUUCUCCCAGGCCACUUGUACCUCAUGAUCUUGAAGGAGCGGCUCCAGGACAUGCUCGCGUCAAUCCAAGGCCAGAUCGAAGGCGCCAAGACCAAGCCGGCCGUGCUCGACGCAACGUAUUUGAAAAAAGUGUGGGAGCGUACGCAAAACAUCGGCCACGCGCUCACGUACUUUUUGAACACGGGCAACCUCCGAACCACGAGCGGGCUCGACCUCAUGCAGCUCGCGGGGUACACGGUCGUUGCGGAAAAGCUCAACUACUACCGAUACUUUUCCCACUUUCGAAGUGUCCAUCGCGGCCAGUUUUUCACGACCAUGAAAACCACGACCGUCCGCAAGCUGCUCCCAGACUCGUGGGGGUUCAUGUGCCCGGUCCACACCCCCGAUGGAUCGCCGUGCGGGCUCCUCAACCACUUGGCCGUCGAGUGCGAGCUAGUAACGCAUCCCCCGUACACGCCCGAUACGGUCGCCGAAGAAGAGCUCAAGCUCGCCCGUUUUCUCGCCAACCUCGGGAUGAUUCCUUCCACGGGCUUUAGCGACGGGUCGUUUGUCGCGCCGCACCACUACCUCCCCGUCCUGUUGAACGGGAAACUGGUCGGGGCAGCCGCGCCAACCGUGUGCGUCGAGCUCGAAGCUGCUCUUCGCUUUACAAAGGCGACUCCCGAGGCACAUCUCCGCAAGGAACGCGGAGUCGUCCCGACCCUCGAAGUGUGCUUGAUCCUUCCUGUGGUGGGGGGGCCGUUCCCAGGGCUGUACUUGUCUGCGGACGCCGCGCGGUUUACCCGCCCCGUCCAGCAGCUCCACACGUCGUGGACCGAGCACAUUGGUCCGAUGGAGCAAGUGUUUAUGAACAUCGGAGUCCUUCCCGCCGACAUCCGCGAUAGCACGACGCACAUGGAGAUCAAGCCCACCAACAUGCUAUCGCUCGUCGCGAGUCUCACGCCGUUCAGCGAGCACAACCAGAGUCCCCGCAACAUGUAUCAGUGCCAAAUGGCCAAGCAAACGAUGGGGACACCGGCGCAUUCGAUCCCGUACCGAACCGACAACAAAAUGUACCGCAUCCAAACACCGCAAGCGCCGAUUGUGCACAACGAACGGCUGCAAGAGUUUCAACUGGACGAGUACCCGCUUGGCACGAACGCGGUCGUGGCGGUCAUUUCGUACACGGGCUUUGACAUGGAAGACGCCAUGAUUCUCAACAAGUCGAGCUACGAGCGCGGGUUUGGCCAUGCGUCCGUGUACAAGCAGAUUCAGGUGGACAUUGCCCCGAAUGAAAAGACCACAACCAAGUCGUAUUUUGGCAACGUCCAGCCUCACGGCGCGACGCUGUUUUCGUCCAAGUUGGACGCGGACGGGUUCCCGCACGUGGGCCAGCACGUCGAGUACGGCGACCCCAUCGCGUGCCACAUCAAUGAAACGACGGGCAAAGCCUCGUUUGUCAAGCACAAAGAGACCGAGCCGGCCGUGAUUGACCAAAUCAACUUGCUCGGGAACGGCGCGGGCGCGAUCGCGACCAAAGCCAGCAUCAAGCUCCGGUUUGUUCGGAACCCGAUCAUCGGCGACAAGUUUUCAUCGCGCCACGGGCAAAAGGGUGUGCUGUCGAUUUUGUGGCCCCAAGCCGACAUGCCGUUUGCCGAGUCCGGGAUGAGCCCCGACAUUAUCAUCAACCCGCACGCGUUUCCGUCGCGCAUGACGAUCGGGAUGUUGGUGGAAUCGAUGGCGGCCAAGGCCGGCGCCCUCCGUGGCGAGUACAUGGACGCGACGCCGUUCCAGUUUAACGAACAACAUCGCGCGAUCGACCAAUUUGGCAAGUACUUGAAGAAGGCAGGAUACAAUUACAUGGGCAGCGAGCCGCUCUACUCGGGGCUCACGGGCACCGUCAUGCACGCUGACAUUUACAUGGGGGUGGUGUACUACCAACGCCUGCGGCACAUGGUCAGCGACAAGAGCCAAGUCCGCGCGACGGGCCCGAUGAACUCGUUGACGCGCCAGCCGCUCAAGGGGCGCAAGAAGAAGGGCGGGAUCCGUUUUGGUGAAAUGGAGCGCGAUUCGCUCUUGGCGCACGGGUGUGCAUUCCUCCUCCACGACCGACUCAUGAACUGCUCGGACAAACACAUUGCGACCGUCUGUACCAAGUGCGGCAGUCUCCUCUCGACAUGGACCCAGCGCGCGUCCGUGACCGACGCGGGGCAGUCGGACUUGACUCUCCACAAAGAGCGGCAGCACUGGAUGUGCGCUACGUGUCGAACCGGCGACGGAUGUGAACCAGUCGCGAUGCCGUACGUGUUUCGGUAUCUUGCCAACGAACUGGCCGCGAUGAACAUCAAGAUGACUCUGGCGUUGAAGGGAUGGUAAAAUGACAUGAAGUUGAUGAUGGCGCGGUAAUAUAGAUGAACGAGUUAUGCGUUCGAAGUGG